AUGUCAGGAAGAACAUUACAUAUAGUAAAUUCAGCUUUUAAACAUGAAUUUCCUGACGAUAAAAUUCCAGCUCGACAAACAAUUUAUCGGCUAGCAAAAAAGUUUGAUGAGACAGGUUCUGUGGAAGAUGCACCUCGAAGUGGUAGACCAACAUCAAUCAACACAGAAGAAAAUAUAGAACUAGCCUCUGAAAGUUUUCUUCUUAAUCCAAAAACAUCACAAAGACGUGCAGUACGUGACCUUCACAUCUCACGUUCAAGCUUACAACGCAUUAUGAAAGAUCUCAAUUUAAAACCGUAUAAACCGAGAUUGUUACAAUCUUUAAAUGAAGAUGAUCCUGAUCGACGGCUUGAAUUUUGUGAAUGGAUUUUAAAUUCAACUGAAAAAGAUCAAACUCUAUUAGACCAAAUUUUGCGGACAGACGAAGCUAUAUUCAAAAUAAAUGGUCGUAUCAAUAGACACAAUUGUGUUUAUUGGAGCGAUGCAAAUCCACACUUUAUCAUCGAACAAGAGCUAAAUGUGCCACAAGUAAUCGUAUGGGGAGGAAUAUGGUCAAAUGGCGUUGACAAUAUCAUACCGCAACUUGAAGAUCAUCCAAACUUUCAAACAAUGAUAUGGCAACAGGAUGGUGCACCACCACAUUAUGGUCAAGUCGUGCGAAAUUAUUUAGAUGAUACAUUUUUAUCAUGGAUUGGUCGUUGA
Rotaria sp. Silwood1 is the source of this 702-nucleotide messenger RNA. The record is from the annotation of a GenBank genome assembly. Lineage: Eukaryota; Metazoa; Rotifera; Eurotatoria; Philodinida; Philodinidae.